This is a messenger RNA of Cylicocyclus nassatus, 5019 nucleotides long. The record is from the annotation of a GenBank genome assembly. NCBI's taxonomy places the organism in Eukaryota, Metazoa, Nematoda, Chromadorea, Rhabditida, Strongylidae.
AGAAGCUCUGGGGGCGAAUGGCAACAAGUGAUGAAGAGCGGGUACAGUUGGAUCCAGGCGAUGGUGAUGCUGGAGUGGAAGUCUAUCCCAGAGUCGUCUACUCCAAAGGGAGCACAAACAGCAUGGCCACGGAUCCGGCAGAAAGGUACACCCACGGCGGAGCGAAGAAGACAAUGACACGUUACGUUUCGUCGUUAAAAAAUAUGGUUCCCAUUCGAAAAGGGAAGAGAAGCGGUGUCAAAGGUGGAGCUAAAAUUGAUGAAUCGGGCCUAUUUUCAUUCGUCACGUACAGUUGGGUUUUCGAGUAUCUCUACUCGGCAUUCAAAGGGAAACUAGACAAAGAUCAAGUAUGGAAUUGCAGUAUCUAUGAUGCCAGCAAUGUGAAUAUGGCUAGAAUGGAAGUUCUUUGGGAAGAAGAAUUGAAACGAAGUCCUCAAAGUCCUUCGCUUUUUCGUGCUUUAUUUCGAUUCAUCAAAACUCGAUUAUGGGCUGCUUGUGGCGUAUUUCUUUUUUGCUUGAUUUUUGGAUUCAUUGGUCCAACUUGUCUAAUACGAGGUCUUGUGCAAUUUGCCGAACGCCCACCGAUGAAAGGUGAACCCGUGAAUUAUCGUCUAGGCAUCUCUCUAGUUGUCGCUAUCACAAUUGUAGAAAUGGCUCGUGUUUUGUCAUACGGUGCGACCUGGGCUGUUUCCUACCGUACAGGAAUACGAGUUCGAGGAGCACUUUUAGGUCUUUUAUUCAAGCGUCUUUUGGGCUCUCGAAAUCUGGGCAAAAAGAGUGCGGCGGAGGUUGUAAACAUGUUUGCCAAUGAUGGCCAGCGCUUGUUUGAUGCUGUAACAUUUGCGCCUCUGGUGAUUGUUGGGCCGCUGGUACUCAUCGGCGGAGUGGCAUAUCUACUGGCUGUCGUUGGACGCUGGUCAUUGUUGGGAAUUCUUGUUUUCUUCGUUUUUGACGUUAUUCAGUAUGGACUGGGAAAGACAAUGGUGCGUUGUCGUAAUAAUGCCAUAGAAAAGACAGAAAAACGCAUUAACCUCAUGGGAGAGAUUAUUCGAUGCAUUCGAAUCAUCAAGAUAAAUUGCAUGGAAGAAAGUUUUUCCAAACGAGUUGAACAAAUGCGUCAUGCUGAAAAAGUAGACAUACAAACUGCUGGAUACGCGCAAUCACUUGCUAUCGCCUGCGGCCCUGUUGUUCCUGUUGUCGCUGCUGUUCUCACUUUUUUAGGUGUUGUAUUGUCUGGAAAUGAUCUCUUGGCUAGCGAUGCAUUCUCUGCUAUCACAGUAUUUUUCGUUAUGUUAUUUGGUAUAAGGAUGAUACCCUAUGGAAGCAGGUAUCUUGCUGAGGCUGUAGUGGCAAUCCGAAGAAUACAGGAAAUCUUACUGUAUGAACAGUGGGAGACUGUACAGCCGCAUGCCCAGGACCAAAGCGUAGCAGUUCGUUUCCGUAAUAGUACUUUCAUGUGGAACCCGCCCAUUAGCGAGCCUACAUCGACGCCCACGGAAGCGACUCCUGUAAAUACACAACAAUCUGCAUUCAGUUUGGAUAAUAUAUCUCUGAUCAUAAGGAAAAAAGAAUUGACGGGAGUUUGUGGAGCAGUGGGAAGCGGAAAGAGCGCGUUGCUCAAUAGUAUAAUUGGACAUAUGUUCACCGUUGCUGGUGAUGUUGAAGUGGGUGGUAGUUUUGCAUACGUGCCUCAGACGCCUUGGAUUCAAAAUGCUACUGUUCAAGAAAACAUUCUUUUUGGAUCGGUCAUGAACUCCCAACGCUAUUAUAAGGCUAUGAGCAGCUGCCAGCUUACAAAGGACAUGGAGUCGCUUGCUGCAGGUGAUCAAACAGAGAUUGGUGAACGCGGCGUCACUCUUUCUGGUGGACAGAAAGCUCGUGUUUCGUUGGCUCGCGCAAUAUUCGCUCAUAGAGACAUAUAUCUUCUGGAUGAUAUAUUCUCUAGUCUCGACAAGAAGGUCGCCGAGAAAAUUUUUGAGAAUGCCGUUCGUGACGUCCUGUCCAGCAAAACUGUCAUUUUGGUCACUACAGAUCCACAGCGUUUGGCGAAAUGUGACCGAGUUGUGUUCAUGGAUAGCGGCAGAGUUGUUGCGCAUGGGUCGCAUGAAGAAUUGAUGGUGACAUGCACUUUGUACAAGGAGUAUUGCGAAAGCAUUCAUGUUCAUGAAGAGAUAUCCACACAUGAAAGUAUCCUGGACAAUUCCAAUCAAGAAGGACGAGUUUCGUCGCUUUCGGAUGAUGACAUCGAUAAAAUGGAGGACAUCGCUGAUACUCGCGAUCCUGGAGAGAAACUCAUCUCAAAACAAGAAAACACCAAUAAAGGGAAAUUGGUUGACGAGGAAGAAGACUAUGGAUUGGCGGCGAUGUCAUUUUCCAUCUACAAAAGCUAUGCUCGUGCAGCUGGCGGACUUAUUAUCUGGAUAUUGCUUUUUAUCGCCUUCAUGCUUAACGUAUCUGCCUCAAUAUUUUCCACGUUCUGGCUAUCACGUUGGUUAAAAACCGGCCAUGGAGAAGAGCUAGUCGAGGUGAACGGCAGUGUUCGUCUACAUUCAGAAGGUAGUCUGGCCGACAGCCCUGAUACGCCAUUUUACUCAACUGUGUACGGCAUCUCACUCGUGAUCCUUUUCGUUUCUGGUCUCAUCAAAGCCAUGAUUUUUGUGAAGGUGUCGCUCAAUGCUGCAAGUCGUCUUCACAACAACAUGUUUUCGUCUGUAGUACGUGGUACCGUUGGCUUCUUCGACGCCACCCCUACUGGGCGAAUUCUGAAUCGAUUUUCGAAAGACAUGGACGAAAUUGAUGUAAAAUUGCCGUUUACUGCCGAAGUGUUCCUGCAGAAUAUGAUAACCUGCGUCGGAUUUUUGCUCGUUAUCGCUUGGGUGUUUCCAGCCUUUCUCAUAGCCUGUAUUCCUCUAUUCGCUGUCUUCCUGCUUUUUGUCAUGUGCUUCCGAGCUGGAAUAAGAAGCUUGAAGCGUUCUGAAAAUAUAUCCCGCUCACCGCUUUUUGACCAUAUCACGACUACUAUUGAAGGGCUAGCUUGUAUUCAUUCAUAUGGGCAGUCACCCCGUUUUUUGGAACUUCUUAAGCAGAAGUUGGAUGCGAAUAGCGGUGCGGUAUUCAUGUUCCAGUCAGCUAUGCGAUGGUUGGCGGUAUGGUUGGACCUGCUUGUCGUAAUAAUCACCUCUAUAGUCGCAUUUUUCAUAGUCAUACUAACAGGAACGCUGUCACCAGCAGAUGCUGGUAUGGCUUUGGCAUUAGCUGUGCAGAUGAGCGGUAUAUUCCAAUUUGCCGUACGUACACAGACGGAAUUGGAAGCGAAAAUGACAUCCGUUGAACGCGUUGUCUACUAUUCGGAGAACAUCCAAUCGGAAGGAGAUUGGGAAACGAAGAAGGGAAUUGAUGUACCGAAGGAAUGGCCGCAAAAUGGGCAGAUCGACUUCCAGAGUGUGAAACUUCGCUAUCGGCCGAAGUUUCCUCUAGCCUUGAAUGAUGUCACAUUUGAGAUCAAACCUAGAGAAAAAAUUGGAGUCAUUGGCAGAACAGGCUCAGGGAAGUCAUCGUUGGCCAAUGUUCUGUAUCGGCUGUAUCCGCUCACAUGGGGUAGAAUAUUCAUCGACGGCGUAGAUAUCGCCACGAUUGGUCUGCACAGGUUGAGAAGGGCUAUGUCGUUCAUUCCACAAGAUCCUGUGCUUUUUGCGGGAACCAUCCGUUCUAAUCUUGAUUCUAACAACUUCUUCACCGAUUCUGAGCUAUGGAGCGCUUUGGAAAAAACGUACCUGAAGUCCCUGAUCGCUAAUCUGGACAAGAAGCUUGAAUCCGACGUCACAGCUGGUGGCGAGAAUUUUUCAGUUGGAGAGCGUCAACUUCUAUGCUUGACCAAGGCAUUGCUGAUGAACGCCAAAAUUGUGAUUUUGGAUGAAGCUACGGCAAGUUUGGAUAUGUCAACAGAUAAGCUCAUUCAGAAGGUAAUUAGAGAAGUAUUCAAAGACGCUACUAUCAUCCUCAUUGCUCAUCGUCUCGAAAAUGUCUAUGGCCUAGAUAGAGUUUUGAUGAUGGAUGGAGGGAAAGUCGUGGAGUUUGAUCGUCCGGAAGUACUCCUAAAUAAGACUGCGUCGGAGCUUCGUGUGCUUGUUAGGCAGACAGCAGGUGCCGACGAGAUAUUCGUCGAGUCAGAAGGUGCUGGAAGUGAGAGCUCACCUGAAAUCAUGGAUAGACGGGAAAUCAAUGAUAGCGAAAGUGUUCCGGAAAUUGUUAACAAGGACGUUUCGCCCGACACAGAAAGUAUACCCGAAAUGUUAGAGAAACAAGCGAGCGACGAAGAAGAUGACAGUGUAGAGAUAUUGGAUCGGCCAACAAAUCAGUCUAGUCUGGAGGACGAUGACAUGGAGGUGGUGCCGAAACCAAAUCCGUGACACCAUCGCAAAGAAUAGCUCGCUCUAAUCAAAUCGACUUGCUAAGAACUUAGAAGGAUCGAGUUCAGUCUUAGGCUUGUUUUGGAAUAGCUGCUUUUUGCCGCUGAUUUCUGCCCCAGAGGGCUCUUCCUCACUCGCGCUCUCUCAUGUUCUGGUCCGUUUCUGAUUUUUGCGUAUGUAUCGAGUUAUUGGCUUUGUUAUUAUUGCUUGAAUACUAUAUGAGCCCAACAUUCCAUGAACGUAUAUCUUGGUGGUUAAGAUUACCGCUGUAAUUGUUUCCAAAAUAGCGACAAACAGAUAUCUUAGACGUGUGUCCAUAAAAACCGGUACUGUUCGCAAAUAUGCCUCUUAGGUUAAUCCAAAUGACUUAUCCUUUGUUCUCCUGUGCUUCAUGAGAUUAUGUACCAUUUGUUCUUGCUCCCAGUUUGCAAUCAUUGUUUCGCACUUUACCCCACGUGUCACCUGCUUGCUCUGCUUAGAUUGAAAUAUUCUGGAAGCAGGCAUCACCAUCUAGGUGGUAAGCAUCUCGUUACGAUGUAUUGUUGUGUGUUUGUGCUAUUUCACCCAUGCUUCUUGGCAUUCAGGACUUGUAUAUAAUAAAUAAUUGGUU